This is a messenger RNA of Hyaena hyaena (striped hyena), 1833 nucleotides long. RefSeq names its product angiopoietin like 1 (gene ANGPTL1). Gene Ontology annotation, biological process: cell surface receptor protein tyrosine kinase signaling pathway. The record is from RefSeq and is a predicted model, not a curated record. Bases 139 to 1647 code for a protein of 502 amino acids. The transcript is spliced from 5 exons. Lineage: Eukaryota; Metazoa; Chordata; Mammalia; Carnivora; Hyaenidae.
AGUUCCUUAUUACAGCUUGGAUUCGACUGUCCAAACAAAAAUGCAAUUGCCAUUAAAGUCACAGAUGAACAAACGUCUACACUGAUUUUUAAAAGCAAGAAUAAGAACAGCAAGUUUCUGGGUGUGCUUUAUCAACAGAUGCAUAAAGACUUCAUACAACCUCAUUUCAAAAUGAAGGCUUUUAUUUGGACCCUAAGUGUGCUAUUCUUCCUACUAAUGGGCACUGGACACUGCAGAGGAGGACAGUUCAAAAUAAAAAAACUAACCCAGAGGAGAUACCCUCGUGCCACAGACGGUAAAGAGGAAACAAAGAAAUGUUCAUACACAUUCCUGGUGCCUGAACAAAAAAUUACAGGGCCAAUUUGUGUUAAUACCAAAGGACAAGAUGCAAGUACUAUUAAAGACAUGAUCACCAGGAUGGACCUUGAAAACCUGAAGGACGUGCUCUCCAGGCAGAAGCGGGAGAUAGAUGUCCUCCAGCUGGUGGUGGAUGUAGAUGGAAACAUUGUAAAUGAGGUAAAGCUGCUGCGAAAAGAAAGCCGGAACAUGAACUCGCGUGUCACUCAACUCUAUAUGCAACUAUUACAUGAGAUUAUCCGUAAGAGGGAUAAUUCACUUGAACUUUCCCAGUUGGAAAAUAAAAUCCUCAAUGUCACGACAGAAAUGCUGAAGAUGGCGACAAGGUACAGGGAACUGGAGGUGAAAUAUGCGUCCCUGACUGAUCUCGUCAAUAACCAGUCUGUGAUGAUCACUCUGCUGGAAGAGCAGUGCUUGAAGGUAUUUUCCCGACAAGACCCCCACAUGUCUCCUCCUCUCGUCCAGGUAGUGCCGCAGCACAUCCCUACCAGCCAUCAGUACACCCCUGGACUGCUGGGCGGGAAUGAGAUUCAGAGGGACCCAAGUUACCCCCGGGAUUUAAUGCCACCACCUGAUCUGGGGACUUCUCCCACCAAAAGUCCUUUCAAGAUACCACCAGUAACUUUCAUCAAUGAAGGACCAUUCAAAGACUGUCAGCAUGCAAAAGAAGCUGGACAUUCAGUCAGUGGGAUUUAUAUGAUUAAACCUGAACACAGCAAUGGACCACUACAGUUAUGGUGUGAGAACAGUUUGGAUCCUGGGGGUUGGACUGUUAUUCAGAAAAGAACAGAUGGCUCCGUCAACUUCUUCCGAAACUGGGAAAAUUAUAAGAAAGGGUUUGGAAACAUUGAUGGAGAAUAUUGGCUUGGACUGGAAAAUAUCUAUAUGCUUAGUAAUCAAGAUAAUUAUAAGUUGUUGAUUGAAUUAGAAGACUGGAGUGAUAAAAAAGUCUAUGCAGAAUAUAGCAGCUUUCGCCUGGAACCUGAAAGUGAAUUCUUAAGACUACGUCUGGGGACUUACCAGGGAAAUGCAGGGGACUCUAUGAUGUGGCAUAAUGGUAAGCAGUUCACCACACUGGACAGAGAUAAAGAUAUGUAUGCAGGAAACUGCGCCCACUUUCAUAAAGGAGGAUGGUGGUACAACGCGUGUGCGCAUUCUAACCUAAAUGGAGUGUGGUACAGAGGAGGCCAUUACAGAAGCAAAUACCAAGACGGCAUAUUUUGGGCUGAGUACCGAGGCGGGUCGUACUCUUUGAGAGCAGUUCAGAUGAUGAUCAAGCCUAUUGACUGAAGAGAGACCGUCUCCAACUUAACAGAGAACUCUGUCCUUGUCAGUUCCUAAAAAUGUAAAUGUCACAUGUAUAUUGUUUUGCCCAACUCACUGCUACAGAUUCAGUUUUAAAUGAAUUUACCAUAACUGUAAAAGGGGAUUUAUGACUGUAGUUUCAUCUUUCUUCAAUAAUACUGCAGAUUACGU